Babesia bovis T2Bo is the source of this 1474-nucleotide messenger RNA. Its product is annotated as putative integral membrane protein. The transcript has a single exon. The record is from RefSeq and is a predicted model, not a curated record. Lineage: Eukaryota; Apicomplexa; Aconoidasida; Piroplasmida; Babesiidae. Bases 41 to 1366 code for a protein of 441 amino acids.
UGUGUACAUCGCGCGUGUCUAUUGCCAAUAUCUAGCCAAGAUGCCAGGUAUUCGGGCUGGUAUAGGCCCUUACUCUGAUGAGGCUACCCCUAAGGUGGCUGAUUCGGUAAGGUACCUUAUGCCAAUCGCCAAGCUACUGUUCAUCUUGGUAGCAAUCCUAGGCUUUGGUUUCUGUAUGGCAAUGUUAUUGAUAGCCACUGUAGAGGCUAUACAGUUGCAGGCUAUGACUCCUACUGAGUUCAAGCUAAAAAACGCUGACAUGACCGCCCUAAGCAUAGCUAUCUGUCUGAGUCAUCUAGCGCUCCACUUUCUGGGCUACCGAUGCAGGUUCAUGAAGCUACACUGGACUUCGUGGGACAGUGGAUUGUUCAUACUAGGCUUUGUUGUCGUGAUCGCUGCAUUCUUUGCAGUGUUCAUAGUGGUAAUGCCAGCUGAAGGAAUAAAGCUGUUACCUGACAGUAAAGGCAUUCGUCCCUAUGGCGCCAUAGCAUUUACUGGCCUUGAGCUAUUGGCAAUGUUCGGUUUCAUUAUAUGUGCCAUGAAGACACACUGCUUCGGUGGCUGCAUGACACUUAGCAAGAAGGUGUUUUAUACAUUUGCUUUUAUAUACAUGUUGGUAUUUGCCGCCCAUGCGUAUACUCUAAAAGAAUUACAAGACAACCCGAGUAAAUAUGGAGAAAAUGACACUACCUGGCACAAGCAUAGGUUCAUGGCAGCAGCUAACUACAUCUUCGUGAUUGGACUGUGUAUCAGUGCAUACCAGGUAAACCUCUGCUGUAUGUCAUUUACCAAGUGUGAUGCUGUAUUCAUAUUCCUGACCGGCACUGUUGUAGGCAUAUUGAUAACAGUAUGUCUGUCAAUGUUCCCAGAGAUUACACAAGAGCAAUGGACCCUCGCAGGCCUUAUCGCUAUGCUAUACAUACUUACGGUUGCACUGUUUUUGUACAUACACGCCAAGAGGCCACUGUGCAAGUACUACAACCCAGAUGUAAUAACUUUCGGGAUAUUCGCGCUACUGUUCCUAUUAUUGGUAUCCACCUUGAUAGCCCUGGGUGCUGUUCAUCAUCAACACAUCAGCGGAAUGGCAGGCGACCUUAAAAACAUUGCCCCAAUAGCCAUAUUCGUUUACGGCUUCGUGAUAUUCGUGAUAAUGCUAGUGUUCGGUUUCAAGGGCAAUGCCAUCAAGGUUAUGAAGGCGUUCGCCAAGCAGGUGCGUGACCAGCGGCUCCUUAGCAAAGCCCAUGAGCUAGAGACCGAAGCUUUGUACAACUCAGACUCUGAAACACCGGGUACCGAAUGCAACCUUCGUGGACCAGAGUCAUCAGGAGGUGUCUUCCGUGAUUCGUGGUUACAUCCGACUAAUUGAGUGAUGUAGAGCGGAAUGCAACGUGUUGUACAUAACACUAUUGAGAAUAUGAGCGUUAUUACCAGUGCUAUAGGAUACGGAUGCCUUCUCUUUAGGAAUCAUCGAUGC